This is a messenger RNA of Neoarthrinium moseri, 666 nucleotides long. RefSeq lists its product as uncharacterized. Gene Ontology annotation, molecular function: structural constituent of ribosome. The transcript has 2 exons. Bases 1 to 666 code for a protein of 221 amino acids. Lineage: Eukaryota; Fungi; Ascomycota; Sordariomycetes; Amphisphaeriales; Apiosporaceae. The record is from RefSeq and is a predicted model, not a curated record. Gene Ontology annotation, cellular component: mitochondrial large ribosomal subunit.
AUGAUCUGCCGAAGCUGCCUGUCGCGCGCCUCGGUGCUGGCCCGGCCACUCGCCCAGUCCCUGGCCCAAAGGACACCCGCCGCGGUGUCGACGCCCUUCCUCCGUCCGCUGUCCACGACCCUCCGAGUGCGCAACGCUGCGGCAGCACCAGCAGCCACGCCAGCCGAGCCGUCAGACGCAGCACCCGCGCUCAGCACGCCGCUCGGGGACAGCGCCGCGGCCGAGGCCAAGCCCGUGCUGUCGUCGUGUCCCGAGGGCACCAUCCUGACGGGACUCAACUACUUCAAGAACAAGACGGACCCCGUGGCGCUGGCCGACGACGCAUACCCGACGUGGCUGUGGAGCUGUCUGGACGUGACGGUGAAGAAGACCGACGAGGGCGCCAACGACGACGCCGAGGCCGAGUUCUCGAAAUCCAAGAAGCAGCGCCGGCUGGCGGCCAAGCGGCAGCGCGCGCUCGAGGCGCGGCUGCUGGCCGAGGGCAACCUCGAGGCGCUGGCGCCCAAGAUCCCGCUGCAGCAGCAGUCGAUCAACCUGCCGGGCAACGACGAGGGCACGCCCGAGGGCGCGCGCGCGGCCGCCGAGGCCCGCGAGGAGCUGCGCCGGGCCAUGCGCAAGGAGCGCCGGGCCAAGAUCAAGGAGAGCAACUACCUCAAGAGCAUGUAA